CUGAAUAAGUGAUCGUACUUUAUUAGUUGGAUUGAUGCUUUUAAUUUGUAGGCACCAUCAAAAGAGGAAGUCAUCAGAGAGCAGAGAAGCCAAAAGGUUCAAACUCAAUGUGACUGAAUGUGUUGUUAAGAUCUUAAUGCGGAUAUAAGGUGUGUUUUGAAUGUUUGUGUUGUAUUUAAGUCUCAUUUUGGGAUACUAUGUCACAAGAUUAACUGCCACAAAUGUCAUCAGAUUACAUAAAAUGCAAUUCAGUAGAUUGCAUUUUAAAAGCAACUUUGUAAAACGUAAAAAAAAAAAAAAAAAAACAAUCAGGCCACCCUCACUGCCUUCACAGUGGAAGGCACGUUUUGUUGAAAACUACUUUUGUGUGUUUUGAUACUUGUGGAAACAUCUGAUGAGCAGGUAGAAGCCGUUUUUAAGCCAACGCGGUCAUUCUCACUGCGGAGCGUGCCAUUCAGCCGCACCAAAACAACGAGUGCAGCGGUUCAUUCAUAUCUGCUGGAAAUCUCACAAACUUGCCUUUCAUCCGGCCGAGCAAGGCGGAAGCUGGUGGAAGAAAGGCUCUAAAAACGAGACAAAACUGCAGGAAAAAGGCACCGAGCACGGAGCGGCAGAAGGCAGCGGCGGCGGCGGCAGCUCGGCUCAGCCUGUGCUCCUGUCUCUUUUCUCUGGCCUCUGUUCCUUUAAUAAACUCAUGGUUAUCUAGUGUAACAAAUGUCUCGCUGCCAUCAUCAAGUCCAGGCGAGGAGGGAGGAGUUUUUAAUGUUCAGUUUGUUCUAUGGAUCGAUGUCUGCUGGCAUCGCCUCUCCCCUCGCCUGCACCGUGCGUAAUAUACUGUACCAUUACCUUUUUACGCGCAUUCCCUGCACAUUUUUAUCCGCCGAAAAACUGCCCGCGGGACUGACUGACACCCGUCGAUCAACGUAUGUGGCACUGAUGGACAAAAACGGAUGGUGAAAGGAGACGAUUCGCACCCCGUAGGAGGAAGAAGAAGAAGAAGAAGGUGAAAGAACAAGCCCGGGUUAACAUCUGUUUCCCCACCUCACUGAAAACGAUUCCUAACUGGAUUUUUUACAUAGUGAGAGAGACCGAAGUACUCGGGAGAGCCAAAAUAUAGACUCGCGCACACACACACACACACACACACACACACACACACACACACACACACACACUCCCUCUCGCUCCCUCUCUCUCUCUAUGCAUGGACUAUCGUAGACCGCAUUCAGAUUUCACCUGGGCACAGUAGUGAACUGCGACUCCAAAAGAGAAAAAAAAAUGCCACGGAGGAAACAGCAGGCACCCAAACGGGCUGCGGUGUACAUGCCAGAUGAAGACCCGGCUCUUCAGGAUUCGAUUGCCGAAGAAGACGGAGAGAACGACACUCAAACUGAAGAGGAAUGCUCAGAGAAGACCAGUCCGAAAGUGUGCGAGGACAGGGAGUUAGACAACAAGAGCACUAACACUUAUAGCAACCAGAACUCUCCCAUUAGUGUCCUUUCCAAUCAAGAGGCAGAGUUGGAGUCACGCCUUAGCGACAGCAGUGACAGACUCUCAGACUUCAAAAUCUCAUCGCCACCUGAGAGUCAGAGGGAUGAAGAAAGUCGCACCUCCAAACAGAAGGAGGAGAUGGGCGGCAGCUUGGAGAAAAUGAGGGCAGCCUAUGCAAACUUUCUCUCAGAUUCCUACUGGACGGGAAUCGGGAUGGACUUGAAAAUGGGCAAAAACACCAGCAAAGCCAACUGUGACAGCACCAAUGGAAGCACCAAGAGUGAGUUUGACUGGCACCAGGAUGCACUCUCUAAGACCUUGCAGCAGACACUCUCUCCAAAGCCUGCAUCCAAACCCAACCUCUUUAGCUCUGUCCACUUGUAUAGGCAAACCACCAAACCCUGUGGCUCAGUGUUCACGGGAGCUAGCCGAUUCCGCUGUAAGGAUUGUAGCGCUGCUUAUGACACUCUUGUGGAGCUGACAGUCCACAUGAACAAGAGUGGACACUACCAAGACAACAACCACAGCAAACAGAGCAAUUCUUCCGCCUCCUCUUCUAAAUCCAGGAAACGAAAUCUGCAAGAUAUGGAAGGGAAAGAGGAUGCACAGAAGGUUUUGAAGUGCAUGUUCUGUGGCCAUUCUUUUGACUCACUCCAGGAUUUGAGUGUCCAUAUGAUUAAAACUAAACAUUACCAAAAAGUGCCUUUAAAAGAGCCAAUCCCAGUAAUCACACCCAAAUUAUUGCCACCAGCAAAGAAACGGGCCUUUGAAACGACAAGACCCUGCUCCCCUGACUCUACGACCGGUCUGUCGGGCUACACUGAGGCACAACGGGCUGCUGCCAUUUCAAAUGCUAACAAUAAUCGCUAUGGAUAUCAGAAUGGGGCGAGUUACACCUGGCAGUUUGAGACGUGCAAGUCUCAGAUUCUCAAAUGCAUGGAGUGCGGAAGCUCCCACGACACCCUUCAGCAACUCACCACACACAUGAUGGUUACAGGACACUUCAUUAAAGUUACUAACUCAGCUUCUAAAAAGGGUAAACAGUUAGCCCUCGACCCCCUGGCCAUAGAGAAGAUCCAGGGUUUAGCUGAGCCUGCUGCCAGCGACACUGAGGGAGAAAAGGUGUCUCCAAAAAACACUUCCCCUGGGAGCAGUGAGAAGGAUAGCCAGGGGGAAGGUACAUCAGACAAAAUGGAAGAAACUGAAACUAGGGAUGACAAGCAAGAGAGCGAGGAUCAAAAGACAGGCAAUGGGGCUUUUAAGUACCCUUAUCUCCGUGAGGAGGAUCUUGAACAAGACUCAGGUGGAGGAGGGGACAUUCUUAAAUCUUUAGCCAACACAGUGGCCUCUGCCAUCAAUAAAGCUCAAACAGGGACACCAAGCUGGAGUGCCUACCCGAGCAUUCAUGCUGCCUAUCAGCUCUCUGGCAUCAUCAAAAGCGCCCCUCUCUCUGCAUCUCCCCCUACUCAGCUAAAGCAGACAUUUAACCACAAGCUGAGGCCGAUUGCCCCAAAGGGUAAGUCAUACCAUGGUGCUGUGGGAGUUGAUACUCCCCAGGGACAGCAUCAAAAUGUGGACAUCAAAAAAGAAAAGGAUGGCAUUAGCGAUGGUAAAGAAAGUCAGAAUAUUAAGUUUGAUCUGGUGGAGAAUGAUGACAGCGAUUGUCAGGAUGAUUCCUCUUCCUCUUCAAAGCUUGAUGCAGACUGUGUGAAUGAAGGGAGUGAAGCGAUCAAAGGGAAGUUGAGCCCAGAUUUCUCUGACAGAGGCAAGACACCGAGCCCCACUGCCAGCAAUGGACGCAGCACUACUUCAGAGCCUCUCGGUGACACUCCGGAUAUACUUGGCAUAAACCCUCUUAGUGCACUGCAGUCAGUUCUGAACAAUCAUCUGGGAAAAGCAAAUAAGCCCAAUAACUCAAGAGUAGAUAAACUAUCUGCUCACACACAGUCUCUUUUUGCUGACAUUAACCGUAGCAGUGAGAAACCAGCUUUAAUGCUUGGAAACCCUAUAAGAAAUAGGCCUGAUAACCCCUUUCUCUUUGUUACCGAUGACCAGCCAAUAGACCUGACCAAAUCUAAACACAGCAAGAAUUCCUUACUGCUACAGUCCUCCACCCCAAUGCCACAGAAAUACGCUCUGUCUGACAUUGCUGAUAUGGUUAAAGUUCUUCCAAAAGCCACCACACCAAAACCCUCCAUUCCAUCAAGAAUUCCGACUAUGAAACUGGAAUCAGAUGUUAGGCGCUUUGAGGAUGUUUCUGCAGAGGUGUACUCCGUCCACAAGCGUAAGGGUAGGCAGUCAAACUGGAAUCCUCGCCAUCUUCUUAUCCUACAAGCUCAGUUUGCCUCCAGCCUCUUCCAGACCUCAGAGGGAAAGUACUUGCUGUCAGACCUUGGCCCUCAGGAACGGAUGCACAUCUCCAAGUUCACUGGAUUGUCCAUGACCACCAUAAGCCAUUGGUUAGCAAAUGUAAAAUACCAACUGAGGAAAACAGGAGGGACCAAAUUUCUGAAGAACAUGGACACAGGCCACCCAGUCUUCUACUGCAAUGACUGCGCUUCCCAGUUUAGGUCACCAGCCGGAUUCAUUUCCCAUCUGGAAUCCCAUCUCGGGUUCCAAAUCAAAGACAUGUGCAAAAUGCCCGUAGAGCACCAUACGAAGGUAGAGGAGCCAGAACUGUCGAAGGCCCUCAGUGUCAGAGCCACAGAGGCUCUAGUCGCGGAGGAGGACAUUGACUCAAAGUUCAAAUGUAAGCUCUGCUGUCGGACAUUUGCAAGUAAUCACGCAGUCAAACUCCAUUUGAGUAAAACUCACAGCAAAUCCCCAGACAACCAUUCACAAUAUGUGGAAAUGGACAAGGAGUAGUUUUUCAUAUUAUCAUCACUUUUUCCCUUUUUCUUCCUUUUUUAUUUUAAUACACGGGUCAAAUAUUUCAACCAUUUUUCAAUUAGCAUUGUGUAGUGUGUAUCAUUUUUUUUAAUAAAAAAAAUCAUGGCGUACAGCAAAGACACACUGGUUAGAGACUGUGUAAGGAAACACUAAGAGAUACUUUUGCACCCUGCUCAAAUGCAUCACCAGUAAUGAAUUGUAUUACUGCUUGAAGAAACAUAAUGCUGAUGUUUGCAUGCUAUAGCCCAGGCUAUGACUACUAUUUAUUUGUAUGAUAUGUCAAGUCUCACUUGUAUUUCAAAGGCAAAAUAAUGAACUAAUUGUACUUUAAAACCUCUGUGAUCCAGUACACCUGCACAGACAUGCAGCUGGUAUAACAGGUAGCCCGACACACGAUAACACACAUUCAGACCUGUACAGUGUAUUGCUAUGUAAAGCUGUUUUGUGUUGCAAUGAUAGAAGAGGAAAAAAAAAGCACUUUAAUAAAUGUUUAAUCACCAGUUUAGACUCGGAUUCUGUACAUGACUCAAAAAUAAUUAGACAGUUUGGAAAUAUUUCACAUGUAAAUAUAUUUUAGAAGAAAAAAAAACUGUGUGUUUCAUGCAACAAGAAUAACAGCAAGACAAAUGAUACCUGUGAUACCUGCACCUUUUUUACUUAUUCAAAUAAAGAGUUAACAUUUGA
Mugil cephalus (flathead mullet) is the source of this 5064-nucleotide messenger RNA. Its product is annotated as teashirt homolog 2. Bases 1279 to 4356 code for a protein of 1025 amino acids. The transcript has 2 exons. NCBI's taxonomy places the organism in Eukaryota, Metazoa, Chordata, Actinopteri, Mugiliformes, Mugilidae. Gene Ontology annotation, biological process: regulation of transcription by RNA polymerase II. Gene Ontology annotation, cellular component: nucleus. The record is from RefSeq and is a predicted model, not a curated record. Gene Ontology annotation, molecular function: DNA binding; DNA-binding transcription factor activity, RNA polymerase II-specific.